This is a messenger RNA of Myripristis murdjan (pinecone soldierfish), 1493 nucleotides long. It is a transcript of the gene chrm4a, whose product is annotated as cholinergic receptor, muscarinic 4a. Gene Ontology annotation, molecular function: G protein-coupled serotonin receptor activity; G protein-coupled acetylcholine receptor activity. The record is from RefSeq and is a predicted model, not a curated record. Gene Ontology annotation, biological process: adenylate cyclase-inhibiting G protein-coupled acetylcholine receptor signaling pathway; chemical synaptic transmission; G protein-coupled receptor signaling pathway, coupled to cyclic nucleotide second messenger. The transcript is spliced from 6 exons. NCBI's taxonomy places the organism in Eukaryota, Metazoa, Chordata, Actinopteri, Holocentriformes, Holocentridae. The coding region runs from base 16 to 1443 and encodes 475 amino acids. Gene Ontology annotation, cellular component: synapse; dendrite; plasma membrane.
UACAAAGCUCUCGAGAUGUUUUUUAUAGCCUUGGUUACAGGAUCGCUGAGCUUCGUGACUGUCACAGGGAACAUCUUAGUCAUGUUGUCCAUCAAAGUGAACCGACAUCUACAAACUGUCAAUAACUAUUUUUUAUUUUCAUUAGCAUGUGCUGACUUGAUCAUUGGCGUCUUCAGCAUGAAUUUGUACACAGUCUACAUUAUUGUUGGCUACUGGCCACUCGGGCCUGUUGUCUGUGAUUUGUGGCUAGCCUUGGAUUAUGUUGUUUCAAACGCAUCGGUGAUGAAUUUACUGAUCAUCAGUUUCGAUCGGUAUUUCUGUGUGACAAAGCCCCUUACUUAUCCCACAAGAAGGACGACUAAGAUGGCAGGAUUGAUGAUCGCAGCAGCGUGGAUCUUGUCAUUCAUCCUGUGGGCUCCUGCCAUCUUGUUCUGGCAGUUCAUAGUUGGAGAAAGAACAGUGCCGCCUGGAGAGUGCUAUAUACAGUUCCUUUCUAACCCUGCGGUGACAUUUGGUACAGCUAUAGCAGCAUUUUAUCUUCCUGUUAUUAUUAUGACAGUCCUGUACAUCCACAUCUCCUUGGCCUCCAGAAGCAGGGUCUCCAAACACAAACCAGAGAAGAAGGAGAAGAGGGGAAUAAAGACUCCUAGUCUGUUGAAGAGUCACCUCUUAAAGCAGAACAACAACAAUGAGAGCAGUCCUCAGGCCAGUCCCCGGUCUACUCCCAAGCCCAGUCUGGACUCCAGCACUACUGUCCUCGAUGCUGUGAAGAAUGGCAGAUUAGAAGAACCUAAACCAGUUCAGCCUCCAGCCCAGCCCAGCCCUGGACUCACACAGGAGGAAAAGGAAAGCUCUAAUGAUUCAUCCACAGCUUUUAUUCCCCCAAAGGAGCCAAAGGAGAAUACCAACAGUAUGGCAACACCUGAGGCUGCAACAAAUCCCACUGAUGUUACCACGACAACAACCAAUCCCACUCUGGCUAAGGUCAACCCCUCCUCAAAGUGGUCUAAGAUCAAGAUCGUGACAAAGCAAGCAGGGGAUGAAUGCAUCACGGCUAUAGAGAUUGUUCCACCUGUAGAGGGAGGCGAGAAGCAUUCAAUUCCAAUCAACCGUCCACGGACAGUAGCAAGGAAGUUUGCAAGCAUCGCUCGAAGCCAAGUGAAGAGGAAAAGACAGAUGGCUGCCAGAGAAAAGAAAGUGACUAAAACCAUAUUUGCCAUCCUGCUGGCGUUCAUCAUCACAUGGACGCCCUACAACGUCAUGGUGUUGAUCUCAACUUUUUGCCAGUCCUGUGUGCCUGACACCGUCUGGGCUAUUGGCUACUGGCUGUGCUAUGUCAACUCUACUAUAAAUCCAGCAUGCUAUGCCCUUUGCAAUGCCACAUUCAAAAAGACUUUCAAGAACCUGUUGUUGUGCCAGUAUAAAAACAUAGGCACAAGAUGAGAUGGGAGGAGAGAAUGGAGGGAGGGAUAGAUGGGGGAAAGGGCAAAGCA